Molecule: messenger RNA, 1821 nt
Organism: Miscanthus lutarioriparius
Lineage: Eukaryota; Viridiplantae; Streptophyta; Magnoliopsida; Poales; Poaceae
Source: the annotation of a GenBank genome assembly
AUGGGCCUCUGCUACGGCAAGUCGGCGGCGGUCCAGGAGCCGGCGGUAGCGGAGGAGAACAACUUAGCCGACGGCGCGGCGGCGGGCCGCGGCGAUGACCCGCCGGCGUCGCCGGUGAAGGCGCCUCGGACGCCCAAGCAGGCCAAGUUCUCCUUCUACCUGCCGAGCCCGCUCCCGCCCUCCAGCUACAAGGGCUCGCCGGGCAACUCCAGCGUCGCGUCCACGCCGGCGCGCGGCGGGUUGAAGCGCCCGUUCCCGCCGCCGUCGCCCGCCAAGCACAUCCGUGCGCUGCUGGCGCGGCGCCACGGCUCGGUCAAGCCCAACGAGGCGUCCAUCCCCGAGGGCGGCGAGCCAGACCUGGGGCUGGACAAGAGCUUCGGCUACUCCAGGCACUUCGCGGCCAAGUACGACCUUGGCCGGGAGGUGGGGCGCGGCCACUUUGGCUUCACCUGCGCUGCCAAGUGCAAGAAGGGCGAGCUCAAGGGCGAGGACGUCGCCGUCAAGGUCAUUCCCAAGGCCAAGAUGACUACUGCUAUUGCCAUUGAAGAUGUCAGAAGAGAAGUCAGAAUAUUGAGUUCUUUGACAGGCCACAGCAACCUAGUGCAGUUUUAUGAUGCUUUUGAGGAUGAAGAAAAUGUAUAUGUUGUUAUGGAGUUAUGCAAAGGAGGUGAGCUGCUGGACAGGAUUUUGGCUAGAGGUGGAAAAUAUCCUGAGGAAGAUGCUAAGGUUGUCAUUCACCAAAUUCUGAGUGUUGCUUCAUUUUGCCAUCUUCAGGGUGUUGUUCAUCGAGAUCUGAAACCAGAGAAUUUUCUUUUCAUGUCAAAGGAUGAGAAUUCAGCCUUGAAAGCCAUAGACUUUGGUUUGUCUGACUUUGUUAAACCAGAUGAAAGACUUAACGACAUUGUUGGAAGUGCAUAUUAUGUUGCUCCUGAAGUUCUCCAUCGAUCUUACGGUACUGAGGCAGAUAUGUGGAGCAUUGGAGUAAUUGCAUAUAUUUUGCUUUGUGGAAGCCGCCCUUUCUGGGCACGAACCGAGUCAGGAAUUUUUCGAGUUGUCUUAAAAGCUGAGCCUAGCUUUGAUGAAAUCCCAUGGCCUACCAUUUCUGCUGAAGCGAAAGACUUUGUAAGAAGGCUACUCAAUAAGGAUUACCGUAAGCGGAUGACUGCUGCACAAGCCCUCUGCCAUCCAUGGAUCCGUGGCACACAGGAAGUUAACACUAAUCUAGACAUGAUAAUCUACAGGCUUAUGAGGGCUUACAUAAGUUCAUCUUCUCUAAGGAAGUCUGCUUUGAGGGCUCUUGCAAAGACACUGACGACAGAUCAACUCUUCUACCUAAGAGAGCAGUUCACAUUGUUAGGCCCAAACAAGAGUGGCCAUAUAUCCUUGCAAAAUAUGAAGGCAGCCUUGAUGAAAAAUUCCUCGGGUGAUUCUAGGAUUCUUGACUUCGUUAACUCAAUAUGCAAUAUCCAAUAUGGAAAGUUUGAUUUUGAAGAGUUCUCUGCUGCGGCCGUUAGUGUAUAUCAAAUGGAAGGCCUGGAGACAUGGGAACAACAUGCUCAACAAGCAUAUGAAUUGUUUGACAAGGAGGGCAACCGACCAAUUGUGAUUGAAGAACUUGCAUCGAGGAAUGUACAGAUUUGGUUUGGGAAGAAUGGAAAGGCUAAAGGAUUUGAGGCUGGUUUUGUUUGCUUGUUUGUUCCUGUAAUGCAGCUUUGUGACUUUGGAAUCCUUACCACAAGAAGGAUUAGGCGGCCUCUAAUGUAUAAUGAUGGGGCUCUGGGAAAAGGCGAAAAGCUAAUGUCUGUUGGUGUUGAUCUCUAG